Molecule: messenger RNA, 768 nt
Organism: Spodoptera littoralis (African cotton leafworm)
Lineage: Eukaryota; Metazoa; Arthropoda; Insecta; Lepidoptera; Noctuidae
Source: the annotation of a GenBank genome assembly
AUGUUUCUUGAAACCGUUAUAGCUUUGACAUGUAUUUUAAUUACACCUACAAUACAUCAUAUGAUAGGGCCAAUCGAUGAAUGUACAAUGACGAAACUAUGUAACCAUACGUGGACACCACUCUGUGCAUACAAUGAAGUGAACUCUAGUUACAGAUUAUUUUUUGAUGAUUGCGAUUUACAUGAAUAUAACUGCGAUCAUAACAAAACAUACAAAGUAACAGAAUUUUCGAAUUGUGGCCAAAACUGUACACGAGAUGACGAGACUACAACUCCUAUGACUACGGUAAGUACAGAAGCAACUACAUCAAGCAACAGUACAAGUACUUCAGUGGCUACCCCAGUAACCUCGCCAGAAACGACGGUAAACGUGACAACCACAAAUGCAACUACACCGUCUACAGAAAUAAUAACUAACGCAACUGAUACGACUACUGCGACUACGGCUACUACUACUACUACAACAACUACAACGACUACAACGACUACUACUACUACAACUACGACUGAGUCUACUCCUACCACAUCGAAAAAUGACAGUGAGAACACCAUACCUACUAAAAUGGAUUGCUAUCCUAAUGACUGCACAUUGCCAUCUACUUGGGACACGACAGUAGAAGGCGAAAGAAGAGAUUUCGUACAAAUUCUAAAUGAACGUUUUGGUAAAAGAGUGAAAAUAUUAAGAAAUACUUCACAUUUCCCCAAAACCCCUGCGUAUGUUAGGGAAAGUGAUAAUUUUAUACGUGGACAUUAUAGUGAGACGCGGUGA